Messenger RNA from Cataglyphis hispanica, 1072 nucleotides. RefSeq names its product exosome complex exonuclease RRP42 (gene Rrp42). The coding region runs from base 128 to 1006 and encodes 292 amino acids. Gene Ontology annotation, cellular component: cytoplasmic exosome (RNase complex); nuclear exosome (RNase complex). Gene Ontology annotation, biological process: U1 snRNA 3'-end processing; nuclear polyadenylation-dependent mRNA catabolic process; U5 snRNA 3'-end processing. The record is from RefSeq and is a predicted model, not a curated record. The transcript has 6 exons. NCBI's taxonomy places the organism in Eukaryota, Metazoa, Arthropoda, Insecta, Hymenoptera, Formicidae.
AACCCUGAGAACCGAGUUUCACAUUGUCACCGUGCGAGGUCUUCAAUAUCAAUUCAGAGUUUACCCGUCACUCCUGCCGAUCUUUAAAAAGUAAAAUUGAUAUUGUGAUGAAAUCAAUUUCUUUAGAAUGACUGAAACUCCUUUAGGCUUAGGCGAGAAGACAUUUAUUCUUCAUGGAGUCGAUCUUAAUCUAAGAAAUGAUGGUCGAUCUAGAUAUCAAUUUCGUUCCAUCGAGAUUGAAACUAGACUAAUGCCACAUGCACAUGGAUCAGCAAGAUUUCGUAUUGGCAAUAUUACAGAUGUUUUAGCCAGCGUGAAACUGGAGAUUGACACACCACAUGCUGAAAAACCAGAUGAAGGCAAAAUGGACUUUUUUGUAGACUGUUCUGCUAAUGCUACACCAGCAUUUGAAGGCAAAGGUGGAGAUGAUUUAGCGACCGAGAUAAGCAAUGUUCUUUCCAUGGCUUAUCAGACACCAGAUGUCUUUGACUUAAGACAGUUAUGUAUAAUACCUCAUAAGAAAUGUUGGAAAAUAUACGUGGACAUUUUGAUCCUUCAAUGUGGUGGAAAUCUGUUUGAUGCUGUCGGCGCUGCUGUCAAGGCAGCAUUGUAUAAUACUGAAAUUCCAAAAGUACUUGCAGCAAUGCUUGAUGGCGGUGAACCAGAUAUUCAGGUCUCGGAUGAUCCUUAUGAUUGUAUCAAACUCGAUAUUACAACAUAUCCAUCGAUAGUAACAAUAUGCAAGAUUGGUGACAACUUUGUGAUAGAUCCAACAUUAGAAGAAGAAUCAUGCAGUGCGGUCAGUCUUGUUAUGUCCGUAAUGCCAAAUGGCAAAAUAACAUCUGUGAUCAAGCUGGGAUAUGGCAGCCUGUUGCCUAAUACUUUAAUUAAGAUGUUGGAAGUAGGAAAGGACAUUGGGCUUAAAUUAAACGAAGCUCUUAAGAAAGAAUUAGAGGAAGAAGAUAAGCUCGGCCGAACAAAACCUCUUUGUGGCUUUCUUAGAUAAUAUACAUAUACAAUAUGUAUUUAUUGUGAAUUCUAAAAGAUUUAAAUAUAUUUGUUUUUAAUGGAA